AUGUCGGAAAAAACUCACACCUCGAGACUUGCUGCCUACAAGAACACUGGUCAUGGAGUUAACGACCUUCGUCGCAAAAGGGCAGAACUUAGCAUCAACCUUCGCAAGCAAGCUCGAGAUGAGCAACUUCUUAAGAGGCGGGUUAUGUCAUCAGAUGGGGAGGAAGGUCAGGAAGCCCCACAGCCCAUGACGGCGUCUGAGAUUGUCAAAGGGUUGAAAUCAUCUGAUGUUUCGAUCAUGGUGACGGCAGCCAGAGCAGCUCGUAGAAUAUUGUCCAAAGAACAGAAUCCGCCAAUCACGAUGAUGCUGCAAGCCGGAGCUUUGAAACCUUUAGUUAACGCACUGGAUAGAGAUGACUGUCACGAUCUACAAUUUGAAGCUACUUGGGCUAUAACCAACAUUGCCUCCGGUACUCACGAUCACACCAUGGCAGUUGUAGACAGCGGAGCAAUACCAAAGCUGGUGGCACUUCUUGGCCAAAGAGGUGCCGUAGCUGAACAGAGUGCCUGGGCUCUUGGAAAUAUAGCUGGUGAUGGGGCCGAGCCCAGAGACAUAGUGCUGUCCCAUGGCGCCCUCCCGGCUUUGCUUCCUCAUUUGCAAACUGACUGUCCUGAAACACAAUUGAGGACGGCUGCUUGGACACUGAGCAACUUCUGCAGAAAUAAAAACCCAAUAGUUGAUUUUGAGCUCGUGGCUCCUGCUCUGCCGUAUGUAGCUGAAUUACUAGAUGUUGUAGAUCCAGAAGUUUUAGCGGACACCUGCUGGGCACUAUCUUAUUUGACUGAUGGGCCCAACGAGCGCAUAGAGGAGGUCCAGAACACCCCCCGAUUACUGACUCGCCUCAUCAAACUUCUGCAACAUUCUUCGCCAUCUGUUCGUACACCGGCACUAAGGGCUGUUGGUAAUAUGCUUACUGGUUCGGACCAACAGACCGAAAGAUGUCUCCAAGAAGGCUGCCUCAGCCACAUAGCAGCACUGCUGCAAUGCGGAAAGGCAACUUUAGUGAAGGAAGCUGCAUGGGCUGUCAGCAACGUGCUAGCUGGUACUAGCGAUCAAAUUCAGCAGGCUAUCAAUAGUGGCAUCUUGUAUACACUUGUCAAGGUGCUUACUGUGGAUGAUGUUAAGUGUCAAAAAGAAGCAGCCUGGGCGCUCACCAACUUGUGCUUAGGUGGAACACCAGCUCAAUUGGACGCGUUGGUCCAGACUGGUUUCUUGGAGCCGUACUGUGCUUUACUUGGAUCACCAGACCACAAAGCUAUUGUAGUUGUGUUGGAUGGCUUAACACAUCUAUUGCAAGCUGCCGCUAAGUUUGGUCAAGUCGAGCCUUUGUGCAUUAAUUUAGAAGAAAUAGGUGCCUUAGAUAGAAUUGAAGCUCUACAGGGGCAUGAAAAUGAGCAGAUCUACAAAAAGACGCUACACAUCCUGGACACCUACUUCAGUGAGGAAGCAGACCCAAAUGCCGAGCCAGAACAAACUGACAAUGAAUUCCAAUUUGGUGUCAGCACUGGGCAGAAUAUUAAUUUUUAA
This is a messenger RNA of Leptosia nina, 1527 nucleotides long. The record is from the annotation of a GenBank genome assembly. NCBI's taxonomy places the organism in Eukaryota, Metazoa, Arthropoda, Insecta, Lepidoptera, Pieridae.